GUGAGGCCCUCCACAUGCGGAAUUCUGCCGAUUUCAAUGCGUCAUUCGCCGAGAAUGAUCCAGAGGCAAACGUCUCGUGGACUUCAUUGACACAACACACGCAACUUUUCCGUGAGCAAGAGGUUCUCUUUCUUUUUCACAGAUCCUUGCAAAAAUGUCGAGUCGGCAGUUACGCAAGAUCCAGCAGCAGCGAGAGCUGGAAAAGCAAGCAAAGCUUCAGGCUGAGGAACAGGAAGAAUCGGACGACGAGCCUGUUAUCACAACGAAACCGAAACCAAGUCUUUUCGCAAAUCUAGCGGAUCUAGAAGAUGAAGCAGAGGAUGAAGGCGAGGAGAAGCCCGAGGAGGAGAUCGUUCAAGACGAUAAGGCAAAGAAUAAAAGAAAAGAGAAGCCUGCGGAGGAUGAAGUCCACGGAACUGGUGCGGAUGAUAUCGAUGCUGCUCUGCGAGAACUGGAUAUCAAGCCAACAUCGAAGAGCGUUGCAGCAGACCCAGUUGUCCCUGUCGAUCCAGAAUAUCAACGAGUAUGCGCUUUGCUAGGCGUCAGUACGCAACAUCUCAAGGUUGCAAAUGAAAUGCGAAGUUUGUUUGGGAAGUCUGCAGUGGAAACCCAUGAAGAUCGUGCAGAAAGGAGGGCAAGGCAGAGGCCACGGCAACAACCACGCCAGGUAGAUCUCGAAACUGCCUUGAAGGGACAUCACGCACCAGGAAAAGGAUUGUCAGAGUUGACACUACGCCGGAAUCCUUUAAUCCAAGGGAAGGAUGACUGGCCGAAGGGGACAACUGGUGGGUUAACUAUGGAAAUGGUUGAUAAUAAGGCGCCGGAUGGGACUAUCGAGUUUAGAUUUGUCCAUGACAAGACAUACCAGGCUUUGCAGUCCGCUUUUCAUGGAUAUGUUGAGAUGGGAGAUCCUCAAAACUUGAUUGGACUUUUGACAAGAAAUCCGUACCACAUCUCGCUCCUCAUCCAAGUUAGCAAAAUUGCUAAAGACCAAGGAGAUCAUGCAUUGUCAGCUGAUCUUCUUGAAAGGGCCCUGUUUACCUUUGGUAGAGCUGCAAUCACGGCAUUCAAUAACAAGAUGUCACAAGGAAAGGCGCGACUUGAUUUUGCUCGACCUGAAAACAGAGAGUUUUGGCUUGCUGGUUACCAAUACAUCAAAUCUCUCCUCAUGAAAGGCACUUAUCAAACGGCAUUAGAAUGGGCGAAACUUCUGCUGAGUUUAGACCUGGAAGCUGAUCCAUAUUCGAUGCUUCUUAUGAUUCAUCAUCUCGCAAUUCGAGCUCGCGAUUUUCAAUGGUUGUUGGACUUUUACCCCAAAAUAAAGCUGGAACCUCCAGGGUCACAACUCUCAAUUGUAGCGAUGAUGGUGUCAGUUGCAUACGCAGCCAUGUCCCUCCAAGAUGCUACUUUGUGCAGGAUGUUGUUGAGCGAGGCUAUGAAAAACUUCCCAUGGUUGUUUGUACGCCUCUUCAAAGAACUCAACCUGGAUGCACCAAAAAGUAUCUGGGGUCAACAGCCUCGUACAGACGCCGAAGCCCUGAUUGCGGAACUCUAUGUUCUUCAGACCAAAGAUCUCUGGAGUACGCCUGAAGCAACCGCAUUGCUAAUGGAAAUCGCCCACACGAUCCCAAAAGCCGAUCCAGAUUCAGCAUUCCCCAAGCUUUCGAAUGAUACGAUGAGUCUCGACGUAGUGCGCUUCAUCUACCUGGAGAACACUCCGGCUCUCAUGUCUCUCGUGCCCUCCCAACUCCUGCAUAGAAGCAACAACUCAGAUGCAGAUCCCUUAUCACCAGAUCACAACAUCUUCUCUUACCCUGCCCAGCGAACUGCAAUUGAAGGUCGUGACGGUCCACGCGGUGGCCUAGGAGAUGAUCUCUUCGACCCCCUUGCAGCACUCGCUCGUCUAAUUCCCGGAUUCCGUCGCCCAGCAGCCGGGAAUCGCGAAGAACAAGAGGGUGCCAUCAACCGCGUGCUCGAAGAUAUUUCAGGCAGCGAGGCUCACGACGGUCUCUCUGACGACGAUGAAGAUAGUGAGGGAGAAGAAGACAGAGAUACAGAUAUACCUCCAGGCGUGAUCAGCAGACUGCUGAACAUGCUUUGGAGGAGUGGUAAUGCUCCGCAACUUGGCAGGGACAAUGAUGAACGGACGGAUGAUAGCAUGCCUGACUUGAUUGACGCUGAGGAUGCCGAGGGGGGGGAGACUGAUGAUGAGAUGCCCGAGUUGGUUAAUGCCGAGUAGCUCGCACGACUUCACUGAUAGGACUCCGUUUUAGAUCUCAUGAAACAAAAUCGUCAACCCUGCACUUUCAAAAUCCAUCUGCCCUGAGCCGACUGUUCUCUAGGUUCUCUUCGUCACGCACGUGACACUCUCUCUUCCUCAAAAUGCUCCCCUGUAGGCCUCUUCCCCUUUAGCAACCCGAAACUUGCUCAAGACAUCCUCCAAAAGAACCCCCCCCCCCCCCAGGAUUAGCAAAAGCAAAAGGGCCUUUAAAUCGGAGAGAAUCCAUUAAGAUCCUCGAUGAGCAGGUUUCAUGCACGUCUGGCUGCCCUGCCAAGCCUAAAACCGCUCCGACCCCUGUUCGCUGCGACGCGGCUGAACUCGCUCGUCAUCCCAGCUUAGAAAUCGGUAAUCAUCGAGGUCUGUUACA
Hyaloscypha bicolor E is the source of this 2648-nucleotide messenger RNA. Its product is annotated as DUF654-domain-containing protein. Bases 155 to 2239 code for a protein of 694 amino acids. NCBI's taxonomy places the organism in Eukaryota, Fungi, Ascomycota, Leotiomycetes, Helotiales, Hyaloscyphaceae. Gene Ontology annotation, cellular component: RQC complex. The transcript has 3 exons. The record is from RefSeq and is a predicted model, not a curated record. Gene Ontology annotation, biological process: rescue of stalled cytosolic ribosome; ribosome-associated ubiquitin-dependent protein catabolic process.